Messenger RNA from Thunnus maccoyii (southern bluefin tuna), 3471 nucleotides. RefSeq names its product gap junction beta-4 protein-like. The transcript has 2 exons. Bases 2217 to 3050 code for a protein of 277 amino acids. Gene Ontology annotation, biological process: cell communication. The record is from RefSeq and is a predicted model, not a curated record. Gene Ontology annotation, cellular component: connexin complex. Lineage: Eukaryota; Metazoa; Chordata; Actinopteri; Scombriformes; Scombridae.
UUACCCUUUUAUUUUGACUGUUGCUAAAGGAAACAUUUGCACUAAAUCUGAUUGUCUUGACGCAGCACCACCCAACACAUAUAAACUGGUUUUCUCAUCUGCAAGCAUUGAUUGAGCAAGUAGUUAUAUGAAAGGGAAGUAAACAACUUCAGUAAUAUAAUAAUAAUAAUAAUGCUCAUAACAAUAAUAAUAAUAAUGCAUGAUAAUGAUGAUAAUAACAAUAUGCCAAAAUUCAGUUUAGUCCUAACAACUUUCCAAAUCCCAUACACACUGGUAAGGAUUUAUAGGCUAUUGCUCAAGGUUUCCUUGCACUUGUCACAAGGAAAAAAUAUUUAACCUGUCCUGUAAUGGAUUCAGUCGCUAUUUGUAUGUAACAUAGCCAAUCAUCACUGAUGAAGCCAAGUGAAGGUAACUGUCUAAAACCAGAAAUUCUCAUCAUAAAUCAUUGAAAUAUUAGCGGCUGAUACCUUGCAGUGUGGAAAGGUUGUUAGUACUGCUAAGAAUCAACAUUAACAGCUCUGUAUUGCUUUCAGCUGCUUUGAACAUAUUGUUUGGUUCACUUGUCCCAUCAUACCUUUCCUCGGGGUGAAUUUUGCUGAUGUAGCUCACACAAACUAGUUUAUACUACCUGUGCAGAGCCAAUUUGAAGGUUGAUGGUGAAGUAGCCAAGUGGCUACACUUUCAAAAAAAGACACAAGAAUUGUACAUUUUGGAGAAAAACAGCUCACAGCCAUUCUUGGCAAGGUUUUUAUUUGUACCUUUACCAUUUGAACCAAAAGUGCAUCUGUGCAACCCAACUUAAUCAUUUAUAUUCACCUUUAAACAAAACAUUCCUCUUAUAACACAGUGCUGCAGUGCACAUAGACAGAAUUGUGUUUAAUAGAGCUGAGCUGAAUGCUGCUGGGGCUUGAUCCCAGUUACCUCCGAUUAUUGUAGGGUGUUUUCAAGCAAGGGGUCAGACUGACAGUGCAUUUUAGCAUCGUGAUAAUUUGAAUUCCAAACAAAAAAGUUUCUGCACUAUUAUGUACCAGCCCUGAAUAUUAAGCUCCUGCAUUCUGAUAUCAAGCUGGACAAUAUCACGGUUGUUUAACCCUCCCUGUUAGCCCUUCAAGGUGAAAUAAAUUGAUUUUGCCACUGAAGUCUUCAGUGAGAUAGGCAUUCAGCCUCUUUCUAAAAGGUGGGUUCAGUGGUCAACCUGAACUUGUGUUUGCAGCCUUGUGUUUCUGCUAAGUAAUGUGGUAGUGCUUGGCUACCACUCCCCUCAGCCCUAGAUAUGAAGGGGCCUCAGCUGCAUCCUUGCAUUUUUAUACCUUGCUGACAGCCUACGUAUUUGCUGGAAAGACUGAAUAUGAACUGAUGAGUAAUCUAAUAAUAUAUGCUAAAUAGUAAAUGGACUGCACUUAUAUAGCGCUUUUCUACCUUAAUGGACAAAGUGCUUUACAGUUUUUGCCUCUCAUUCAUCCAUUCAAACACACACUCACACACUGAUGGUGGCAGAGCUGCCAUGCAAGGUGCUGGCCUGACCACUGGCAGCAACUUCUUGCUCAAAGACACUCCGACACAUGGACAGGAAGAGCCAGGGAUCAAACCUGCCCGGAAGCUUGAAGAUAAUGUAAUGGUGUUCUGCUUCACCCCAUCUUGAAAAUGUAUUUUCUGAUUGCAAAAGCUCUUUUAAAUGAUUAUAUUUAACUACUAGUGCAUUUUCUGUCCCUUAGGAAUUUUCAUAUUAUGAAGCAGUUAUUGGUUUUCUUAUUAGUUUUUUUUUUUUGGAGAUAAUUGUAUUUGAAGUGGCAUUACAACACCCUUAAAUGUCUAUUUUAAUCCUUAAAUAACCUGUAGUACCCUGAACAGCAAUGGACUUGUGAAUUAGUGUUUAUAGCAAUCUCUCUGCCUCCCUCCCUCCCUCUCUCUCUCUCUCUCUCUCUCUCUCUCUCUCUCCCUUUCCAGCCUGUUAGUCAAGGCGUUUGCUAUCAUCAAGUCCAACAGUGACUGUAGCAGAAGAAUGAGUCUAUGUUUGCUUUUCCUGAUAUUCUUCCCUCCCCUUCAGCCUGUGCCAAAACAGCAGUAGUAAUAAGCACUAUAUUAAAGAACCUUUGUGCUUGACGUGCUCAGUUCACUUUGUGUCCAAGCCAUCUGUAUUCGAGCACUCAGCAGAUUGUGUGCCACAUCUUUGGGGUGUUUGGUGCUUGUUUUUUUGCAUCCUCUGAAACAGCACCAUGAACUGGGCCUUCCUUGAGGGCCUCCUGAAUGGGGUGAACAAGUACUCCACAGCGUUUGGUCGCAUCUGGCUCGCCAUCGUUUUCAUUUUCAGGCUCCUGGUCUUCCUGGUGGCCUGUGAGAAGGUCUGGGGUGACGAGCAGAAGAACUUUGACUGCGACACCCGCCAGCCCGGUUGUCAAAAUGUCUGCUAUGACCACUACUUCCCCAUCGCCUACACCCGACUCUGGGCUCUCCAGCUGAUCUUUGUCACCUGCCCGUCCCUUCUUGUGACACUCCAUGUGGGCUACCGAGAAGAACGGGAGCGCAAACACCAGCUGAAGUACGGCAAGGGUUGCACCCCUCUCUACGAUGGAAACACUGGAAAGAAGCGAGGGGGGCUUUGGUGGACCUACUUCCUUAGCUUGAUUUUCAAGAUAACGGUGGACGCUGUGUUUGUCUUCCUUCUUUUCUACAUUUAUGAGGCCACCUUCUUCCCACCUUUGGUGAAAUGCAGCGAGCUGCCAUGUCCCAAUGUGGUGAACUGCUACAUUGCUAGGCCCACAGAGAAGAAACUAUUCACCAUCUUCAUGGUGGUGACCAGCUUCGUGUGCAUCUUCCUCACCUUCUGCGAGAUCCUCUAUCUGUGCGGGAAGAGGGUCGUGGAGCGCUGUGGAGGAGGACCCCGUUCCGUGAGAGAAAAUUCCUUCAUGAUGACCAGAACUCCUCUGACUGGGAAGGAGAAUUCAGCAUACAAGGAGCCUGUCCCGGAGAAGGCCAAGAUGAUGGACAACAGCAAUGGAGACACAGGCAAAGACGGUCCAGCCCCAGUGUACAGCAUAGCAGUCUCCUGAGAGACAUGAUGAGACAUGAGAGAACAAAAUAAACUCUUUGGUAGCUUUUCUACUGUCAGCCAGAAUUAUCUGUAAAAGGUUAGCAGUUUAAAGGAAAUUUUGUUUACAAAGGUCAUUUUUAAAAACAAUUUUACAUUAAAACCAUGUAAUGUUUUUAUCCCUUAAUUUUGUUAAGCUGAACAUGUAUGUAAUGCUUUUUGUAAGCUUCUGAUCUGACAUGCAAUGCCUGAUGUGCAGAAGAUUAUUUGCUGUACUUUGACUAUUUAUGUUAUUAUUUGUUACAUUUUUUGUUGCCUGUUUCUUGAAUAUCAUAGCCACAAAACAAAAUUGUUCGAUUUGUGUGAACAUAAAUCAGACUGGAAAUUAUGCAGAGCUGUAUAUGAGCACAUAUAAUGUCCUGAACCUGUCCCAUUAUCAAAGA